Triticum aestivum (bread wheat) is the source of this 653-nucleotide messenger RNA. RefSeq lists its product as uncharacterized. The record is from RefSeq and is a predicted model, not a curated record. Bases 20 to 343 code for a protein of 107 amino acids. The transcript has 3 exons. Lineage: Eukaryota; Viridiplantae; Streptophyta; Magnoliopsida; Poales; Poaceae.
GUAUCGUCAUCGAUCGAUCAUGACUGCGGCGCUUCGACUACAGGCGGCGGCGAGGAUGCUCCAGCGAUCUCCGGCGGAGCAACGGCUCCGGCUGCCGCCACGGCGCCGGUUCGCCGUCGUUCCCCUCCGCUGCUGCCGAGAGGCUCUCGUUGGUGCAACUGCACGAGAGGCAGCAGGAGCUGUACCCCGUGCUCCUCGAGCUAGACAAGAGAAUACUAGGCAAACACCACAAGGCCACCGGCUUGAUCUUCCACACCAGAUACUCGGAUCUGCUCGGGAUCGUCCAAGCACGUCGAUCCUAGACCAAACGACUCCAACUGGCGGUGGUUUCGAGCCAAAGUGAUAUUGUCCAAUAGGUGCGCAUGGUUGGUGAGUUUGGGGUUCCUACAUUGCAUGUGCUUCCAUGAUUUCACCCUGUUUGCUGCAAAAGAGACUCCCGCGGAAGAAGAAGGAGAUGAUGUAGAGGAGGAGGAGGAGGGAUAAUUUUCAUAUAUCUCGAUUGGUGUCAGGUCUUUAGUUGCUCUAUAGUUUAUAUAUCAUGUUUUUAUCAUUCAGGUCUUUUCUGGAAUGCAAGGGAUCUAGGAGAUCCUCACAUGCAAACCUUUAUUGCUAAUUUUAUUUGACACUGAAACUAAAAGGCAAUCUUUUACAUA